UUUAGUACUAUCAAUUUAAUCCUAUACUACAUUUUCCACAUAUCAUGGCAUUUUUCAGGCAAUUUCUCAUAGUAACCCUAGUUUCUUUGUUUAUUUUAGAUUCUGAAGCCAAAAUAAUUACCCUGAUAAACAAAUGUAACACUACAAUAUGGCCUGGUUUACAAGUACUAUUAGCCCGUCAGGAAUCCGAAUUUAUGAAGGGCGGUUUCGAAUUACAACCCGAACAAUCAAUGAACAUUACGACCCCACCCUUAUGGGAAUUUUUCAUAUGGGCUCGUACCGGAUGUUCAUUUGACAGCUCCGGUAACGGAGGAUGCAUCACGGGCGAUUGUGGCGAAAAUGUCCGAUGUUCGUUACAAAAUCAAUUUCCUAAUCCUCCAUUUACAAUGGUAACUAUUUCUCUAGGUCAGGAAUCCGAUGUUUACGGAGUUUAUCUUGGUUCCGGGUUCAACGUUCCGAUUUCAAUUUCUCCUAACGGACCGGGUUCCGACAAGUACAACUCUUCGAGUUGUACUUCGGAUUUGACCAAGAAUUGUCCGGAGGAAUUAAAGGUAACGUUUAACGGUCAGGUUGUUGCGUGUACAAGUCCGUGCCUUGCGUUUAACACGCCGGAAUUUUGUUGCUCCGAUUCUGAUGGCCAGAAUAAUUGUAAGGCAACAAAGUAUACAAAGGUGUUUAAGGAUUUAUGUCCGGCGGCUACUGCUGACAAUUCUGAGCAGAACUCAAAUAUGUGCAGUGGAAUUAGUCAGUAUCUAGUUAGCUUUUGUGGGUGAUGAUGGUAACACUUACAAAUUGCAUAUUUAGGAUUAAAUAUUUUUACGGUUAUCCGACUAUACUAUUUUUAUAAAAAUAGUUAACAAGUUCGAUUUGUUAUAUUUUGGUAAUCAAUAUUCAUUUUCCAAACAAUGGGAGGUUAAUUAUCCAUUGAAGCUGAAUUUUGCCCAUAUAGGUAAUAUUUGGCUUGGGAUGUAGAGUAACCUUCCGUUAUUUGAAAAUUGAAUGUUUGGUUACUAAAAUAUAAAAAUAUUGAUAAUUCUGUAAAAGUGAUAUAGUUAGAUAACAAUAAAAAUAUUUUACUGAGUAUUUACUUGAAUAAUUAAUAAAACUAUGUUGUUAUUAUA
Mercurialis annua (annual mercury) is the source of this 1121-nucleotide messenger RNA. Its product is annotated as pathogenesis-related thaumatin-like protein 3.5. Gene Ontology annotation, biological process: defense response. The record is from RefSeq and is a predicted model, not a curated record. The transcript has a single exon. The coding region runs from base 45 to 773 and encodes 242 amino acids. NCBI's taxonomy places the organism in Eukaryota, Viridiplantae, Streptophyta, Magnoliopsida, Malpighiales, Euphorbiaceae. Gene Ontology annotation, cellular component: extracellular region.